Pelodiscus sinensis (Chinese soft-shelled turtle) is the source of this 2073-nucleotide messenger RNA. NCBI's taxonomy places the organism in Eukaryota, Metazoa, Chordata, Testudines, Trionychidae. The record is from RefSeq and is a predicted model, not a curated record.
CACACGUCCUUCUGGUACAUGAUCACCAUCCGAGAGGAGCCCUGAGAGAGCAUCGCCGCAGCUGAGCACUAACAAAUUCAACACAGAUUCAACCACCCCCUCCUCUCCGCCAGGACAAUGACAGGCCUCCUUGUGUUCCUCGCUCUAACAACGUGGUGCGCUUCAGCUGUCCCCGUUGGCAGUGAGGUGGACUGUAGUAAGUACCCCUCGGGCACUGCUGAGGAUGGCCAAGUCCUGACCGCCUGUCCGUUUAUCCUGGCUGAGGUCUGCGGCGCAGACGGCAUCACGUACCCCAGCGAGUGUGCGCUGUGCGCUCACAACGCGGAGCAUCGGACCAGUGUGGGCAAAAAGCACGAUGGGAAAUGCAAGCAGGCAGAUGAGCCGUCUGACUGCAGUGGGUACAGAACGAUUACGGCGAAGGAUGGCACAGUCGUGAUGCCCUGCCCUCGGAUCCUGGAUGAGGUGUGUGGCUCCGACGGCGUCACUUACUCCAACGAAUGCAUGAUGUGCGCCCACAACCUCGAGCAUCAGGAAGCCGUUGUCAGAAAACACAAGGGGAAAUGUGAGCCGGAGAGCGUGUCGAUCGACUGUAGCCAGUUCCCCAGCUUUCAGACUAUAGAAGGCAAGGUCGUAAUGAACUGCCCGAGGAACCUGGCUGAGGUCUGCGGCACCGAUGGCGUCACGUACUGGAACGACUGCAUGCUGUGUGCCCAUAACCUACAACAGGGAGGAAGCAUUAAGAAAAAGCAUGAUGGGGACUGCAAACAGGAAAUUGUCCCGGUCAAUUGCAGCCAGUACUCCGGCAGGCUGAGCGCCGAAGGCAAAACCGCAGUAGGCUGCCCAAGGAUCCUGGCUGAGCUCUGUGGCUCCAACGGCAUCACUUACUCCAACGACUGCCAGCUGUGCGCCCACAACCUGAAACUUGGGACCAGUGUUUGGAAACUGCACGAUGGCCCGUGCAAAAAGCGAAUAGAGGUGAGGGAGUGUUCCUUGGUCCGCAGGACACCUUCUGAGGGCAAAGAACUGAUCGUCUGCCCCCGGAUCCUGCAAAAAGUGUGUGGCACAGAUGGGGUCACAUAUGCCAACGCAUGCGAGAUUUGUGCCCAUAACUUAGAGCAUGGGACCACUGUUUCCAGAGAGCACGAUGGAGCAUGCAAGCCGAAAGCGGUGCCGGUGGACUGUAGCAAGUACCGCCGGGUAACCACAAAGGAUGGCCAAGUCCUGACCGCCUGUCCGUUCAUCCUGGCUGAGGUCUGCGGCACAGACAGCGUCACGUACCCCAGCGAGUGUGGGCUGUGCGCGCACAAUGCCGAACAUGGGACCAGCGUGGCCAAACAGCACGAUGGGAAAUGCGAGCAGAAAGCUGACGAGGUUGACUGCAGUGACUACGUUGAGCCCAGCCCCUUGUGCACCAUGGAGUAUCAUGCCCACUGCGGCUCUGACGGCCAAACCUAUGGCAACAAAUGUCAGUUCUGCAACGCCGUCGUAGCUACACCUGCGGAGAUGCAUUCACACACCAGGCAACCACCCACCAUGAAUGGAACAGGUGCCCUUGUGCUCUUCGCUCUGGCUCUUGGCUGCCUCUCGGCUGUCCCCCUGGGCGGUGAGGCUGAUUGCAGCCAGUACCGCCUGCGCACUACCAAAGAUGGGAAAGUCCUGAUCGCCUGCCCCAGGCUCCUGGAGAAAGUCUGCGGCACGGACGGCGUCACUUACCCCAAUGAAUGCAUGCUGUGUGCCCACAACCUAGAUCGGAAGGCCAGCGUUGGCAAGCAGUACGCUGGCGAAUGUCGACGGGAAACGGCGCAGGUUGACUGCAGUGACUACAUGGAGCCCCGCCCCUUCUGCACCCUGGAGUAUCAGGCCCACUGCGGCUCUGAUGGCCAAACCUAUGGCAACAAAUGUCAGUUCUGCAACGCCGUCACGAAAAGCAAGGGGAUUCUCACCUUAAGCCAUCUGGGAAAAUGUUGAAUCCAUGUUGGUGCUGAGUCCCGAGAGAGCCCUUUUGUUCACUUCCCAUGGAUCGACCCUGAAUAUAACCGCGUCCUCAACUCACUCCAAGUACUGGAGCUCCUG